AUGGCCCGCCUACUUUGGACAGAUCCAUUUUGGAAUGGAAAACGGAAACCAUUCAUAAUUGGCGUGGUCAUGUCAUCAUUAUCAGUCAUCGUGAUGUUCUUUGUCGUCAUGUCGUAUCUCUACGGUUCUGUUUGGAGGAGUACGCACCGAGCGAGUCAUUUGAAUAUCUUGGCAGUCGAUUAUGAUGGAGGGGUCGUUGGGAAGUCCUUGUCAGCUGGAUACUCGGCCUUGGAAGGAGACAAAUUUCCGACAUUGCAUUUUAGGUCUUCUGAAGAGUUUGCUACAGUGGAAGAUAUUCGAAAUGCGGUGUGUAGGGGAGAUUAUUGGGCUGCAAUCUUUGCUCAGAAUGGUGCUUCAGACCGUUUGUCGGCUGCGCUGGGGGGUGGCGCUGCUGCUUCUGGAUACAACUCGAGUGAAACGUUGACAUAUGUGUACAACGAAGCUCGUUACCCCACUGUUCAGUCAAGCCACAUUCUGUCGAACAUGCAAACACUCAUCGGAACUGCCACUUCCAUAUACGGUUCUCUAAACGGGACUUCAGCUGCCAAAUUCCUCAACACUGACGACGCAAACGCUACGCUUGCCCUCCUGAAUCCAAUCUCAGCAUCCUCGAUCAACAUCAUGCCUACACCACAAGGAACCAAGGUCCUCUACAAUACCGUCACCUUGGUUCUCCCUAUAAUCCAGCAAUUUUUCUUCCUCUUGGCACUUAAUGGCAUCUCUACUCACUUCGGUAUUUACGGAUAUCUCUCUAGCCUCCAUGUUGGGCUGAUUCGAAUGGUCGUCGCCAUCAGUUAUACAUUUCUCGCCUCGCUGACACUCGUUGGGUAUAUCUGGGCAUUCAAGGAGGACUGGGGUGUGUCAGGCGGUCAAUUUGUCCUGACCUGGAUGGCGAUGUGGUUGUACAUGCACGUCAACUUCCUGGUUCUCGAUGCAGCAACGGCAUUUGUACCGCUGGCGUACCUGAGUUUCUUUGUCUUGCCGUGGGCGAUCAUCAAUAUCACAUCUACCAUUUUCCCGUUCGAGCUCAGUCCUGGAUUCUACAAGCUUGGAUACGCACUUCCAGGUCAUCAGGUGGUUAGCAUGUUAUUCCAGAUUUGGUCCGGAGGAUGCAACAACGAACUUUCGCGCUCUCUUCCUGUAUUGUUUGCCUGGGAGAUAUUUGGGUGGGUCGUAAGUGGGUGGGGAGUUGUGUAUCGAAAUAGAGCUGCACGAGAGGAGGUUCUGAAGGAGGAGGCGGAUGCGCGGAAGCCACCGCAGACUUCGUCAACUUCCAAUACCCAAGAAGUUCAGGAGAAACCCAAUCCGGAAUUGGAAAACUUGCGCAGAAAGAUAGAACGAAGGAACACUGGACCUCCAGGAUUACCGAUGCCGUUCCAGGGGAUGUAUCUCUUGGUGGAAGAUGGAGGAGAGCUUGGGUUGUAUAAUGUGAAGGAUAAGCGUACCUGA
Messenger RNA from Cadophora gregata, 1449 nucleotides. RefSeq lists its product as uncharacterized. The record is from RefSeq and is a predicted model, not a curated record. NCBI's taxonomy places the organism in Eukaryota, Fungi, Ascomycota, Leotiomycetes, Helotiales, Ploettnerulaceae. Bases 1 to 1449 code for a protein of 482 amino acids. The transcript is spliced from 2 exons. Gene Ontology annotation, cellular component: membrane.